Molecule: messenger RNA, 1164 nt
Organism: Eublepharis macularius
Lineage: Eukaryota; Metazoa; Chordata; Lepidosauria; Squamata; Eublepharidae
Product: bone morphogenetic protein 2-like
Exons: 5
Coding region: 1-1164 (387 amino acids)
Biological process (GO): SMAD protein signal transduction
Cellular component (GO): extracellular region
Molecular function (GO): cytokine activity; growth factor activity
Source: RefSeq, a predicted model, not a curated record
AUGGUCCGCACCCUGCUUCUGCUGAGCCUCCUCCUUUCAUGGAUGCCAGCCUGUGCCGCCAGACCCUCUCAUGCCCACCUGGCACUGGGCAACUCUGAAGACCAGAGAGCGGAGGCCCUCAAGAGACUCUUGCAAGUCUUUGGCAUCACGGACCCUCCCCAGUCUCUUCACGGCAUCAAGCAGCCCCCACAGUACAUGGUGGAUCUCUAUAACACGGUGGCCGGGGCCGACGGGGUCACUAAAGACCCUGACAUCUUGGAAGGAAACACAGUGCGCAGCUUUUUGGAUAAAUUUCACAGCGGCCAGAUGCACUUCCUGUUUAUCCUGUCCAGCGUAGCCAAGAAUGAGCGUGUGCUGACAGCCGAACUACACCUGUUCAAGUUGCGGGCCAGGAUGGGUGACGGGCCCCUCAGGAGGCAUCACUUCUGCCAGGUUAGUGUGUACCAAAUCCUGGACCAGCACAACCUGGAUUCCCCAGACGGAAAGAAACUGCUCUCUGCCAGAUUACUCGCAGUGCAGGGAUCCGGUUGGGAGGUCUUCAGCAUCACGCAAGCGGUUCGCGAUUGGACAGAAGAGGAAAGUAGUAACCAGGGCUUGCUGGUGACGGUGCGGGGCCUUGGCGGGGCAGUGCUGGACCCCAGUGCUGUGCAAUUUGCUUCUGGACGAGAUCACCAUGAGAGCAAGAAACCAAUGCUGGUUUUGUUUACUGAUGACGGGAGGCGAGGAGCAGCACUACCCACCAACACCUUCUCAGAUAUGGCCCUGGAGAAUCCAUAUCUUCCAGAGGAGAUCAGAAUCCCCCAGAUCAACAGAACUCGGCCCCCUCGCUCAGCAGGCGAGCAACAGCUACCUUGCCAGAUACACCCCCUUUCAGUAGACUUCGAGGAAAUCGGGUGGUCCGGCUGGAUCAUCUCUCCCCGCGGUUACAAUGCCUUCCACUGCAGAGGUUCCUGCCCCUUCCCGCUGGGGGAGAACAUGCGGCCCACCAACCACGCCACUGUGCAGUCCAUCAUUAACGCGCUGAAGCUGAGCCAAGACGUCAGUGGACCCUGCUGUGUGCCGGAUAAGCUCUUCUCCAUCAAUCUGCUCUAUUUCGAUGAUGAUGAAAAUGUGGUCUUGAAGCAAUAUGAUGACAUGGUGGCUGGGAGUUGUGGGUGUCAUUGA